This is a messenger RNA of Zasmidium cellare ATCC 36951, 813 nucleotides long. RefSeq lists its product as uncharacterized. Gene Ontology annotation, molecular function: methyltransferase activity. NCBI's taxonomy places the organism in Eukaryota, Fungi, Ascomycota, Dothideomycetes, Mycosphaerellales, Mycosphaerellaceae. The coding region runs from base 1 to 813 and encodes 270 amino acids. The transcript has a single exon. The record is from RefSeq and is a predicted model, not a curated record.
AUGGCAUCAGAAAAGGCGACUUACUCCCACGGACACCACGAGUCGGUGGUCAGAACUCAUGCGAGACGUACGGUCGAAAACUCGGCCAGCUUCCUCAUUCCACAUGUACAACCCCAUCACCACAUCCUGGACGUCGGGUGCGGACCGGGCUCAAUCACGACCGGCCUGGCAAAACUGGCCAGCGAAGGGCAAGUCAUCGGCUGCGAUGCAGUGCAGGAAGUCCUCGUCCAAGCCGAGAGUCUGGCAAGGGAGCAAAACGUCUCAAACGUCACUUUCCAGAAAGUUGACGCAAACGCUUUGCCAUUCGAGGACGCCACCUUCGACAUCACCUUCUGUCACCAAGUCUUGCAGCACGUGGGUGACCCCGUGGCGGUCUUGGAGGAAAUGCGGCGUGUCACGAAGCCGGGAGGAGUCGUUGCAGCACGAGAGGUAGAUUACAAAAGCUUUGCUUUCUAUCCGGAACUUGAGGCUCUGGAUCGCUGGCUGGCUGUGUAUCUUGAAGUUGCCAGAGUCAAUGGAGCACAACCGAACGCUGGCAGAUAUCUGAUGCAGUGGGCGAAGCAGGCCGGAUUCGAUACGAAGGUCGUGACUUUCUCUUGGGACACCUGGCUAUACCAACGGGACAACGCCAAAGACUAUGGAGCCGCAUGGGCCGACAGAAGUCGGUAUUCCGGGUUCGCCACGACGGCAAAGAAACAUGGCCUGGCCAGUGAUGCCGAGAUCGAUGAAAUCUCUAAAGCCUGGACGGAGUUGGCAUCGAGAGAUGAUUCGUUCGUAGUCAUUCCAAACGGACAGAUACUGUGUCCCACUUGA